Molecule: messenger RNA, 1093 nt
Organism: Seminavis robusta
Lineage: Eukaryota; Bacillariophyta; Bacillariophyceae; Naviculales; Naviculaceae
Source: the annotation of a GenBank genome assembly
UGCCGUAAACUUCCGUCUCUUGGGCCUCUGCUUCCAUCCUUCGGCCCCGAAGGCUCCUUCAAAGUUCUGAGAAAAAUGAGGCUGAACAAAGGUAGGUGUUGACACUGACAAGUUCGCCCCGCGACAGAUCAUCUGAGCCAUGGAUACUUUGUUUUGUUCGGAAGAUCUUUUGCCACAGAUUUUGAUUGGUUCACAUUCGAAGAUUCUCAUUCGCUUCUCGAGAAUUUGGCUGGAUAAAUUGCCCCUGACCGACGUCAGCGCGGAAAAAAGAAUCCUUUCUUGAAUCUAGUCUAGCUAGGAUCUUUCGAAAAGCCAAUACAGUACAGUAAUUUCUUGCCCCGUGCAUCCAGCCCACAAUUUUUUGUUGGACAGGAACCAAAUUGACUUAAAAUUUGCAAAGAAAGAAAUAGAAAAUAAUCAUGAAGACUGCCAUUCUUGCCUCCCUCGUUGCCGCUGCCGCUGCAUUUGCCCCUGCUGCCAAAGAAGAUGCCAGCAACAGUGCCUUGAAGAUGUCCUUUGAAAACGAGCUGGGUGCGCAAGCUCCUCUUGGUUUCUGGGAUCCCCUUGGAAUGGCCACCAGCCAGGAAAAGUUUGACCGUCUUCGUCUCGUGGAAAUCAAACACGGACGUAUUGCCAUGGUGGGAGUCGUCGGAUACCUCGUUACAUAUGCCGGAAUCCGUUUCCCCGGAGCCGAGGACAUUCCCGCAGGAUUUGGCGCUUUUGAUGCGGUUCCUCCUUCUGUGUGGGCGCAAGUCUUUUUCACCAUUUUGCUGAUGGAAGGAUUCAACACCGAUCAAAUUGGAGGAGAAUUCAUUGGUGAUUUCCGCAAUGGUGCUCUGGACUUUGGAUGGGAUUCCUUUGAUGAAGCAACCAAACUUUCAAAGCGUGCUAUUGAGUUGAAUCAAGGACGUGCCGCCCAAAUGGGACUCCUUGGUUUGAUGGUCCAUGAAAAACUGGGCAAUGUUGACAUCCUUCUUCCUCCCAGUUUUAUCAGUAUCUAAGCAUACAAGAAAGAUAGAUUUGGUUGAGGUGCCACAUGUAAAAGAGCAGUUAGUUUUGGAACACCUAACUUCAUAACACAGAUUUGGUUGUC